This is a messenger RNA of Penicillium cosmopolitanum, 657 nucleotides long. RefSeq lists its product as uncharacterized. Bases 1 to 657 code for a protein of 218 amino acids. Lineage: Eukaryota; Fungi; Ascomycota; Eurotiomycetes; Eurotiales; Aspergillaceae. The transcript has a single exon. The record is from RefSeq and is a predicted model, not a curated record.
AUGCUUUCCAAUCGAGAUUACGCCAUUUUUGAAAAGAAGGGAGCUCAACGACGACGAUGGAUGGAGAAUCCCAGUGAACCGGGCUGUUAUAUCCCCAGAGCCAAGAUGUCCCUUUCGGACGUAAUGGAUACCUACGAGAUGGACGCCCCAGAAACCGUUAGAGGAAUUACGUUGAAACCCCUUUCUAAUCCUAGCGAGGGUCCCGAAUUGCAGCAGUUUCAAUCUUUCCGCUGGGUUCACCAAGAAAUGCGAUUUGACGGAUAUGCAACACCCAAUUCUCUGACCAUAGAGAUGAUCCGUAAGCCUGCCGACUCCUACUUUGAGUUGCCGCUGAUUUCCGAGGUCGCGAAGGCCCUCUAUGAGGACUCCUUUGCUCUUGAUGGACUUGAGCAUAUCUUCGUCCACAAUAUCCAUAACCACGAGACCAGGACCUGCCUUGAAAAUUAUAUACUGCCUAAUCACCCACCGGUGCCAGUUCCAGGUAGCUUGACCUUGAACAGGCUUGAAUCUGAUGCCAUUCUGGGUAGUCGUAUCGGAAAAGUGGUUGCAUAUUUCGUUUUGGGCGCAUUUGAGCGCGGAACUCGGCGUAUUGAGCGCAUUGUCUUUUUUCGAGAUAAGGACGGGCGACAUUUGAGAUUUGAUCUUGAGAGAAUCUGA